GGACCAAAGGGCGAAACCAGAGGAGGGGGAAUAGGGCAAACGAGCUUAUCGGUUUCCUACUCCUUCUUCCACAUACCAAGCCACUGCGCUCCCGCUCACUCGCUUCACCAUGGUGUUACCUUCGGCCGUGAUCCACGUCGUCGCUGCGAUUGACCUCAUCAGCACGACGGUGCUCUCUCUGCAGCUCGAUCCUAUUCCUGUGGUGCACAAGCCGCAUCCGUCUGACAGCAGCCUCUUCAAGUCGCUCCACCAAAAGGUCAAGGCGGGCCCCCUCUCGACGUCUGCCUCGAGGCCCAGCGCCCAUCGGCUGCUCCUGUUCGUCUACCUCGUCUGCGUGGCACGCUGUUUGACGCUCUUCAUCGUUGGCUUCGGCGUGUCAAAGUCGCAGCGCAGGAACCACGCGCCCUCCACUAGCGCCACCACCAAUGGUCAGACAGAGCCCAGCAGCAGCAGCGGCGGCGGAGGAGGAGCCAUUCGGAGCCAGACGCAGUCGGGGCCGCUCAGCGUCGCGGGCGUCUGCUUCUUCUCUUUUGCCGCCAACACGUUUGUUCUCAACCUCCUCUUCCAGGCUCGUCCGGCCCAUGUCGCCUUCAUUGGCACUGGCCUGACCAUUUCGGGCCUCGUUGGCGGACAGGUGGUGCUGAGCCUGCUCGAAUGGGUCCUGUUCGUUCUGGUCGUCGGUGCCGAUCGCAAUGGGAACGUGAGCGGCGCCUCGUCGAGUGGCUCCGUUGUCGAUGCCCCCUCGCAGGACCAGCCCACCGUCGAUGGCGCAUACGAGAUCAACGAUGCCAACCUCGUCACGGACGUUCGCCAAACCAGCAAGAGCGGCGCCUCGACGUCGGCAGCCCAGAACAUAAUCAACGAUGCGACGCAGGCCUCCUCGGACCUCAAGGGCAAGGCGCAAGAGGGCACAAAGCAGACCGAUUACGGUACCUUUGGAACGACGAACCCCGUGACGGGCACCUCGACGUCGAUUGCGCUCGCGCAGAACGACAAGGCAGCCACGGUGGAGCCCACGUCUCUGGCGGCGGUGUCGACGACGACGGCCAAGUCUUCAUCCGACUUCCAGGCUUCCAAGGCGUCCACGUCGGUCAACCAGUCGUCGGCCGAGCCGACGCUCGUCGGCGCAGACGAGCGCGCCAAGGCAAAGGCCCAGGCAGACACCGAGUCGAGCCAGGACAUUGUCGACAUCCCCGAGGACCGCGACGCGUCCAAGCUCGAAGCUCGCCAGCGGCUCGACAACGCCCGCCAAAAGGGAAAGGUCAAGCGGUCGGCGAUGACGAGUAGAGACGGACCGAGCUUUUCUUGUUGCUACCUUUAUCGUUUACGUGCUUGUGGUUGCUUGCUGACCGUAUACCACUGCUACCAUCACUUACCACUGCUACUGCUUCUUUCUGUGAUCCCCUGCUGCCGUUAUGAAGUAUAGUCGGGUGCUUUCUUACUAAUAAAUUGAAGAUGCAACGUCGUUGACAUUGACUUGGGACACAUAGUACAGAGGAUGUGGCAGUUUUGGGAAAA
This is a messenger RNA of Acaromyces ingoldii, 1518 nucleotides long. RefSeq lists its product as hypothetical. The transcript has 2 exons. The record is from RefSeq and is a predicted model, not a curated record. Bases 110 to 1426 code for a protein of 438 amino acids. Lineage: Eukaryota; Fungi; Basidiomycota; Exobasidiomycetes; Exobasidiales; Cryptobasidiaceae.